Messenger RNA from Purpureocillium lilacinum, 1029 nucleotides. RefSeq lists its product as uncharacterized. Gene Ontology annotation, biological process: regulation of transcription by RNA polymerase II. Gene Ontology annotation, cellular component: mediator complex; core mediator complex. Gene Ontology annotation, molecular function: transcription coregulator activity. Lineage: Eukaryota; Fungi; Ascomycota; Sordariomycetes; Hypocreales; Ophiocordycipitaceae. The record is from RefSeq and is a predicted model, not a curated record.
AUGGACAAGUACAUUGACAGCCGUUUUGAGCGGCUGGAAAAGGCCCUGUCAAGUUUGAUCGACUCGGUCGCCAAAUAUCACCCCUCCGUCAGCCAAGCCGAGGAGCUCAAAGCCGCCGACACAGAGCUCGGCAAAGGCUUGGAGCAAGUGCAAGAACAUCAGAGAAACCACCUGCGCAUUCAGCAGCUGCGCCAGACCUCGGCCGCCCUGGACACGCAGAUCAAGGACACCCUCACCAGUCUGGCCGAGGCGCGUCGUGGCAUCGUCACAACGCGCACCACGACGUUCCCCCGCGAGCCAAACUACCCCAUAGCCUACGAUAAGCUCCUCAGCUAUGCCCGCCGCAUCAGCAAGACGACCCUCCCGCCCGCCGCGACCAUCAACGCAGCGACCGCUGCCGGCACGGUCCCCGCCUCCCCCGAGGGCCAAACGCCCGCCGCCGCCGACUCGCAACCGCAAUCCGCUGUCACACCCUCGGCGCGCACCCCCUCGCGAACGCAAAGCCCUGCCCCGAACGGCAUUCCGUCGCAGGCGCCCCUCUCGGAGCCUCCGACCCAGCAGACUGCCCUGUCGAUGAAUACGAGCCUCCCAGAGGGCAUGAGCCAGUACCUCAACCCCCUGUCGGGCCAGCUAUUCUUCCCAUGGCCGCUCGAGGACAAGAUUCGCUCCGGAGCCCUUGCGUCGUACCAGAUGCUCGUCGAACAGGGCAUCGACCCGAAAGGAUACGACCCCGUCACCGAAGAGGAGCGCAAGCGCAAGGAGGAGGAGGAACGCAAGGCCAAGGAAGAGCAGGAGCAAAAGGAGCGCGAGGAGCGCGAGGAGCAAAUACGCGAAGAGAGGGAGCGUCUCAGAGUGGAACGGGAACGCCAGCGCGAAAGGGAGCAGGAGGAAUGGCGGCGAGCAAGCAUUGCAGGCAACCCGCCCGAAGCGCCGGGGCUGCCGCGCACCAACACGGGCGCCGGCGAGAGGAGGCAGUUCCAGUUCACUAACCUGGACGACCUGGACGACGACGAUGAUGACGAUGAAUAG